AUGUCAAGAAGUUUGUUCCUUCGUAUUGUUGAUGCAGUGAAUGAUCAUGACUAUUACUUCCAACAACGAAGUGAUGGACUUGGUAGAAUGGGAUUAUCACUGUUACAGAAAGUAACAGUUGUUUUUCACAUGUUGGCAUACGGUCUACCAACUGAUGCUACGGACGAAUACGUUAAAAUAGGAAUGUUAGGAAGUCUUGAUUGUAUGCAUUGGAAAUGGAAAAAUUGUCCAACGGCAUGGUCUGGGCAAUACGCAGAACGUGGUGGGUCACCAACUAUUAUCCUUGAAGCUGUGGCAGAUUAUGAUCUUUGGAUAUGGCACGCAUAUUUCGGUAUGCCAGGCACCAAUAAUAAUAUCAAUGUGCUGGAGUCAUCUAAUCUUUUCUCUAAUCUAGCUCAAGGUAUUGCUCCUCCUGCUCACUAUGUUAUUCAAGGAAAAGAACAAUUCAAGGAUAAAGAUGCACAUAUUGCGCUUCGUAAUGCAUUGAUAGAUCAUUUAUGGGAGGAAUACACUAUUUCAGAUAGUUAA
Messenger RNA from Asparagus officinalis (garden asparagus), 528 nucleotides. RefSeq lists its product as uncharacterized. Bases 1 to 528 code for a protein of 175 amino acids. Lineage: Eukaryota; Viridiplantae; Streptophyta; Magnoliopsida; Asparagales; Asparagaceae. The record is from RefSeq and is a predicted model, not a curated record. The transcript has 3 exons.